This is a messenger RNA of Saccoglossus kowalevskii, 4878 nucleotides long. RefSeq lists its product as uncharacterized. Gene Ontology annotation, biological process: axon guidance; Notch signaling pathway. Gene Ontology annotation, cellular component: signaling receptor complex; cell surface; plasma membrane. NCBI's taxonomy places the organism in Eukaryota, Metazoa, Hemichordata, Enteropneusta, Harrimaniidae. The record is from RefSeq and is a predicted model, not a curated record. Gene Ontology annotation, molecular function: carbohydrate binding; calcium ion binding.
AGUGCACAUGUAAAUGCAAGUACGGUAGUGAACGGUACCUGACAAUGGCGCAUAUACGGCUAUGCGCCUUGGCUUUACUAAUUGUUCUAGUAACGAUAUACGUCCUACCGGAAUCGACGGAAGCAACUGAAAUCGAAGACGAGAGGAAAAAUGCCGGAGAAGAGGAUCAACUCGUGCUCAGUCGACAGAAGCGGGGGAAAGGUGGGAGAAAGAAAAACAAAGACAAAAGUUCAUCUGAUGACGUAGACGAGGACGUUGAAAGUAGUGAUGAAAGUGAAGGCAGUAAAGAAAAACGAAAAGGUAGAAAAAAAGAUGAAAAGGGAAGCGGUAGUAGUAGUAAAGAAAGUGGUAGUAAAGAAAGAAAAAACAGGGACAAAGAUAAAAAAGAAAGUGGUAGUAAAGAAAGAAAAGACAGAAACAAAGAUGAAAAAGAAAGUGGUAGUAAAGAAAGAAAAGACAGGGACAAAGAUGAAAAAGAAAGUGGUAGUAAAGAAAGAAAAGACAGGGACAAAGAUGAAAAAGAAAGUGGUAGUAAAGAAAGAAAAGACAGAGACAAAGAUGAAAAAGGAAGCGGUAGUAAAGAAAGAAAAGACAGGAAAAGGGAAAAAGGUGAGCGAAACAAAGGAACAAAGGGGGGAAAAGGAUGCACAGGGAAACGUGACGCUCUGUUCGGUGACACGUGUUACCGGUAUUUCCAUGGAAGAGUCGAUUUUGAAAAAGCCAACAAACGAUGCAGCCGACGCGGUUCUGUCAUGGCCAGCGUUCGAAGUGCGGAAGAAGCGGAAUUUAUCAAGACGAGCAUGUCCUCCUUCUUUGAAAAAUUACGAAAACGGAAAAAAUUUAGUAAGCGCUUUCCUCCGAGUCAAUCUGUGUGGGUUUCUGCACAAAACGUUGAUGGCGGUUGGAGUUGGGCAAAUGGUGACGAGUGGUCGUACGAUGAUUGGGAUCCGAAUCAACCAGGAGCCGACACGUGUGCGGCGUUGAAUGAGACUCCGGAUUGGAAACUUGCCACCAUGGAAUGUUCAACUGAAGCAGGCGUUUUGUGUCGAAAAGAACCUGGUGAUGAAAAAAGGAUGAGAGCAGCAAGGGGAAGGAGUCCGAUAGACCCAACAAAGGAUUGUUACUGCCGUGCAUACGGAGAUGUACACUAUUUCACGUUUGAUGGGCGGCGCCAUGAUUUUAUGGGUGACUGCACCUAUCUGCUCGUCGAAGACCUGCUUAACGGACAGUUUAAAGCUGAAUCGAAGAAUAACUACCGCUCCGGAAAGAAACCCACGGUCACGUUACAGGACUAUGUCAAUGUCUAUGCAUUCGGACAUGUUGUUAAGUUGGAUCAAGGCAAAAUUGUUUAUCUGGACGGAGUCCGACAAGAACUUCCACUUAAUCCUGAAACAGGAUUUGGUAUUGAAUUAACUGGGAAUUGGGUAUUGGUAUCGACGUCAUAUGGUUUCUGGUUGAUGUGGGAUGGAGUUAGUAAAGUUCAAAUUGGUGUACCAAAAUCUUAUGCUGGUCAAUUGCAAGGAAUGUGUGGUGACUGUGACGGCGAUAUUAGCAAUGAUGGCGAGCACAAGAACCCAAAUCCGUGGGGAAAUCGGUGGAAAGUCGAGUCAAGCUGUGCAGACGUAGUAGUAGACCCCCCUCACUGCAGCGAUGAAGAUGAAAUGGCGCUCGAAGCCAAAGACAAGUGCGGUAUGAUCGUUGACCCAGAUGGGCCGUUUGGUGAAUGUGCAACUAGCGACAUCGUAAAAGAUCAAAGAGAAGAAGCCCACCAUUCCUGUGUGUUCGACAUGUGUCACCUAGGGGACGAGGACCAGCUAUGCGGUGCAUUGGCAGAAUUCAUGAAAGUGUGUAGAGUAUACGGAUUCGAGCCAGAAUCGUUCAGGAAUCCCGACUUCUGUGCUUACUCGUGUGGAAGUAAUUCAGUUUACUCACACUGUACCACUACCUGUCCUUCUAAUUGUGUUUAUGGCGAAACUUAUGACUGCAAUGAAGCGUGUGACGAAGGGUGUGUGUGCGAUGAGGGUUAUACACUUAGUGGCACAGAAUGUGUUAAACAAGAAGAAUGUGGCUGCGUUGACGACGAUGGAAAGUAUCACAAGGCUGGCGUUGAAUGGAUGAAACCGGACUGUAGUGGCACGUGUACAUGCGGAGACGAAGGCGAACCUGAAUGUAAUGACAUGUCGUGUAACAAUGAUGCCUUUUGUGGAACGAAAGAUGGCUUAUUUGGAUGUCAUUGCAAUGAUGGUUACCAAGGUGACGGAAUACAAACCUGUGAACAAUCUGAAAUUCCUGUUCCAGAAGUACGUGCACAAGGAAUCCCAGAGGACGGCGUGUGUAACGAACAACCCGCACCUGUCAAAUCAUGUGGUGUAAAGAAAGUCGGCGUACAAGUAUCCUGCGGAGAAGGCCGCAUUGUUAUAAAAAAUGUAACGUACGGACGAAGCGCCGGUGACAUGGGCUGUGACGAGGGUCCGGUGCCAUCCGACGAAUGCAAAGCACCAAAUGCAUUGAGUGUGGUACAGAGACAGUGUGACGGCAAACACGAAUGCCCGGUAACUGCGAGAAAGAAUUUCGGAAAAGAUGGAUGCAGUAAGAAGGAGAUGAAAUUCCUCACUAUCAAUUAUGAAUGCAAUUGUCAAUCGGAUACUAACGCAGAAAUCCAGCCAGCUGCCGCAGCUCCAGCCCUAGAUAUGCCUCAAAUAAUUGAGUGCAAGUCAAAUGAAUUUCAAUAUGAAGGAACAUGUUAUCGAUUCAUCAAACGCCAACGACAAUUCCAAAGUGCUGCCAAAGUAUGCAAUAGAAGAGGCUACAUGAUAGCCAGCGUGCGCAGUGAAGGAGAACACGAGUUUCUUAAGACGACUAUUGCCGACCUUGCAAACAAGAAGAAGAAGAAGAAGCGAGAAAAUAGUGGCAGCAGCUCGAAGGAAAGAAAGCGCAAAGGAGGGAAAGGCAAAAGGAAGGAAGGCAGAAAACGAAAAGAAAGGAAGCGAAAUCAAAAGGAGAUAACGCAUUGGUGGGUUGGAGGUCAUAAAGUGGAUGAUGAAUGGGAGUGGAUAAACGAUGAUGACUGGUCGUAUGACGGUGCCUGGAGUACUAACGAGCCAGGCGAACAAGAAUGUACUGGUUUGAGUAAAGACGACGAAUGGAAUAUGACGACAAUGGAUUGUAACACAGAAACGGCAGUCGUUUGCCGUAGAGGGCCCGGUGAUGACGAGAAGCUAAGGAAAGCAAGGGGACGUUCUGCUCGAGAUCCCACGAAUGAAUGCUAUUGCCGUGCAUAUGGCGAUCCUCAUUAUUUUACCUUUGAUGGACAACGCCAUGAUUUUAUGGGAAAUUGUACUUACUUACUAGUUGAAGACAUGCUGCAUGACCCGCCUUAUUUCCGGGCACAAUCUAAAAACGAUUAUCGGGAGGGCAAGAAACCCACUGUUACUCUGCAGUUAUAUGUCACCGUGUUUGUAUACGGUCACGUCAUCACCUUAAAUCAAGAUAAAAAGAUACUGCUCGACGGAAAUGACAUCAAUUUACCAUCAAGUUCUGUAGACGGCCUGAACAUAGAAUUAGCCGGUCGGUGGGUAUUAGUGUCGACAGCUCUCGGGUUCUGGUUACAAUGGGACGGAGUUAGUAAAGUUCAAAUAGGAGUACCAAAAGAAUAUGCAGGGAAUCUGCAAGGCAUGUGUGGAGAUUGUGACGGAGAUAAAAAUAAUGAUGGCGAGAGAGGAAAUUCUAACCCUUGGGGAAAUAGUUGGAAAGUUGAGCAAAGCUGUGGUGAUGUUCUAAUUCAGCCAGAACAAUGCAGUGCUGAUAAGGUGGAGGCUUUCGAAGCAGAUGACAAAUGUGGAAUGAUAUUAGAUCCUAACGGACCUUUCGGAGAUUGUGCAGUGAACAGUAAGGUUGAGGAAGAAAGGGAAACGAUUCACCAUUCUUGUCUGUUUGAUACGUGUCACUUGGGCGAUGAGGACCAGCUUUGUGCCGCGUUGACUGAGUUCAUGAAAAUUUGUCGGGACUAUGGAUUUAUGCCAAAAACAUUUAGGACUACGGAUUUCUGUCCUCUUACUUGUCAACCUUAUUCCCGUUAUAACCCGUGCAUGUCCACGUGUACUCCUAACUGUGUUUAUGGCAAAACUCCUACGUGUCCUGAUGCCUGUGACGAAGGAUGUGAAUGCAUGGAGGGAUACAUCCUAAGUGGCAAUGACUGUGUACCGGAAGAGGAAUGCGGUUGUGUUGACGACGCUGGUGGAUAUAGAAAGAAUGGUGAAACAUGGAUGACGACAGACUGUAGUGGCGAAUGCUCUUGUGAGACCGGAGGCGAAGUCGAGUGUUUCGACGUCACUUGCCACCCCGAUGCCUACUGUGGAACAAAAGAAGGCCGAUUCGGAUGUCAGUGUAAUGAUGGAUAUCAAGGAGAUGGCAUAGAAUCAUGUGAAGGAUCAUCACUACCUGUAAUAGAGCCAGCCGGUAUGCAAGUAGUCGCUACAUCUCCUUCUGUCACUGACUAUCCACCUGAUGAAGCAGAGGCGUUUCCAAAACAAGUCGCUCCCAUUGCAGUCGACGAACCUGCUUUUGAAAGUGCACAGGAUUGUUCAGUUGAUAAAGGAAUACAGACUACAUGUGGUACCAAAGGCAAGAGAGAUAUGAAUAUUCAACUACUAUGUGAGAAAGAUCAGUCUAUUCAUAUUAAAAGCGCUAGCUAUGGUCGGACAGCUGCUUUUGCUGCGACAACACCACCUCUCCCAGACGAAGAUGAGGAAGUGAAGGACUUGGAGCCUGCAGUUGAAGUAGAAGUGCGCCUGAGUGUUAUGACGAGAUGCCAGCGGAAAACAGAUGUGGAAUCAAACCAAAAGGCUUAUCAAUUCGACUGGAAUGCGAAGAAGGACA